AUGGCUUCUAGUGUGCGCGGGUCGGAUUACAAUGAGUGGGCUUCGUCAAAAUUAAUUCAUGUUGGCGAUGAAUUCAUAUUUAAUUACAAACAUGAAGACGAUUUUGUGACGUUAGUAACUGAAGAAGUAGACUAUGACCAUUGCACUUCACCAUCACUUGCCCUAUCUGAUUACGGUGGCUUGACCACCUUAACUUUUAAUAAACCAGGCACCUACUAUGUUAUUUGCGGUGAACCGGGUCACUGUGAAGCCGGGCAAAAGAUUAAAAUCAAGGUCAAUGCUGCUGAACUAGAAAACCCAAUCUCAAGUCCAAGGCCCUCUCCUCAUCCUUCAUCACCAUCCGGUUCUCCUUUUGAAGCCAUGCCACCAAGCUCAACCCAGAGGAUGGCUCCAAUUCUUGAUCUUUUGAUGAUUGGGUCGGCUGUUACCGGUCUUGUUGUUUUAGGGUUUGUGGUUUCAUAUUUCUUCUACCGUCGUCGUUUACAUGGAUCUCAAAUGCAGAAGGACAAAAUUCCUCAGGUCGUUUGA
Molecule: messenger RNA, 528 nt
Organism: Malus domestica (apple)
Lineage: Eukaryota; Viridiplantae; Streptophyta; Magnoliopsida; Rosales; Rosaceae
Source: RefSeq, a predicted model, not a curated record